Molecule: messenger RNA, 1116 nt
Organism: Misgurnus anguillicaudatus (oriental weatherfish)
Lineage: Eukaryota; Metazoa; Chordata; Actinopteri; Cypriniformes; Cobitidae
Source: RefSeq, a predicted model, not a curated record
GGAUGAAUGUGGUAAUACCUGGAAAGUUCAUGAACUUGCUGGUGCUGAUAAACAGGCAGUAUAAAGCUGAGAGACUCACAGCACUCGAGUCAAACCUAAACACACAACCAGAGAGACACAGAGAGAUUGAGAAGCAAAACAACAACAGAGAAGACACUGAAAAUGUUGAGCCUGCAUGAAUUUCAGCCUUCCCUCCUCACUCCAUUCAUGAGGAUUCACUGGCCAGUGUGCAGUCUGUGGCCGGAGAUCAAACCUCUUUACAGACACACUGACCUACUGCAGGAGAUGGAGAAACUUCAGCACAAGAUCUCUGAGGAGAUCCAGCAAAUGUCAAACUCUGAGGAGAUCCAGCCGCUCACCUGUACAGUGCAGGAGAAAGAGGGAAGUGGCUUUGUGUUGACACUGGACACUAAAGACUUUUCCCCAGAAGAACUGUCAGUCAAACAGGUGGGCAGGAAGCUGCAGGUGAGCGGAAAGACAGAGAAGAAGCAGGAGGAUGGGAAAGACUCGUACUCGUACAGAAUCCAAGAGUUCAGACGUGUGUUUGAUCUGCCUGAAGGAGUGAAUCCUGAGACAGUGACCUGCUCCAUGACUGAUGGAAAGCUCUACAUACAGGCAUCAGUCAAUCAGAUAUCUGAAACACCUGAGAGGAUGCUGCACAUUCACUGCCCUCAAACUGUGAAGACAACACAGACAGAGACUGAAAAGAUUCAAAACAACACCACUGAAACACACAAGACUGAUCAGCAAUCUUAAAAACUCUCAACAGAAGAUCAACUCAACAGAUUUGGACUGUGUGGUGGGAUUUAAGAUAAACUUUAGCUUUAUAUUACUGAUAUAUUCAUAAUAAUUGUUUUUCUCCACUUUUUGAAUAUGUAAAUGUAAAAGAUUAUUUUGUAAUUAACUGUUUUUAUGGAACUGGAUAAAAUAAAAUUAAUUACAAUGUCAAGGGACAUUAGCGACUUAGAUGCCCUCUUAAGCCCUUAUUAAUGCUAUUGUCCUAUAUGGUUGGAAUGCCAAAAGAGCUUUUAAUGACUUGACUCAGUUUAUUUAAGGAGCGGUGAAUCAAAGAAUCAAAUUUAACUUGAUUUUUUGUUAUAUAAGAGGUUAUUGUAC